UAAUUUUUUUAAAUUAUUAAUCGUUUUACCCCACGCGCGGAGCCCCAGAUCCUACAUUCUUCUCUCUCUUUGAUCUCUCGCGCGACCUAGCAGAGAAAAAACAAACAGCUGCUUCCAGCGCGGCGGUUCCAGGCGGCGUCUCUUCACCUAAGCCCAUCACAGUUCCUCUUCCACCAUAGCUACAUUAUUAUAUCUUUUUCUCAAAUUCACACAUAUUUAAACCCUAAAAUUCCCUGUCUUCUUCCACUCCCGGUGGGUGCUCUGGUCAACCACUUCGCCGGUUCUAUACACUUCCGCGCUAUCAGAAACGAUGAAGUACUUUUGAUUACUACUGUGAGCAUAAGGCUGAGCGACAUGGAGGAAGCCAUUAACGUCGAGAAGCUUUGAGCCGAGUUUCUUAAAGUUCUUCGCAGCAGACGAUCUACCGAAGGCACGCUCAAUGGAUGUACCUGUUUUAGAUGUUUUAAAUGUUCCAACAGUUAGUGGUUAUAAUAAUGUGGAAGAAGUAGAGGGUUAUCAGCAUCUCGUAGAUGAACUUUCACUGAAGAUUGAGGAGCUUGAGCAAAAAAUGAUUGAGGUAGAGCAGUUCAACUCUAGUACAAGUAAGAAGCAUCUAAAGGCAUCUAAAGGCAGCUCAAAUUCAAAAGAUAAAGAUAAGGAGAAACAUAUCCCAAGUCUUAAUAAGCAGCAGCAAGAGGCAUCAAAAAGGGAAGCUGCUGCUGCAAAGAGAAUGCAUGACCUCAUGCGCCAAUUCGGAACUAUUUUGAGCCAGAUCACAAGACACAAAUGGGCCUGGCCCUUUAUGCAGCCUGUAGAUGUUGAAGGUCUCGGUUUGCAUGACUACUAUGAGGUUAUUGACAAGCCAAUGGAUUUUAAUACAAUAAAAAACCAAAUGGAGGCUAACGAUGGCACUGGAUAUAAAAAUGUUCGACAAAUUUGUGGUGAUGUAAGGUUGGUUUUCAAAAAUGCUAUGAAAUAUAAUGAAGAGAGAAGUAACGUUCAUGUUAUGGCCAAAACUUUGCUGAAAAAGUUUGAGGAGAAGUGGCUGCAAUUUCUGCCUAAGGUUAUAGAAGAGGAAAAAAGACGAGAGGAGGAGGAAGCAGAAGCGCAGAUGAACAUUCAGCUUGUUUAUGAGGCGGCUCAUAACAAAAUGGCUAGAGAUAUAAACAAUGAGCUGCACGAGCUUGAUCUGCAUUUGGAAGAACUUCGAGAAAUGGUUGUUCAAAAGUGCAGAAAAAUUUCAGUUGAAGAGAAAAGAAAGCUCGGGGCAUCUCUCACCAAAUUGUCUCCUGAAGAUCUCAGCAAGGCACUGGAGAUUGUUGCUCAAAAUAAUCCCGGGUUCCAAGCUACUGCUGAAGAGGUGGACCUUGACAUUAAUGCUCAGAUUGAAUCCACAUUGUGGAGGCUAAAGUUUUUUGUAAAGGAUGCUUUAGAAAUUCAAGGCAAGAGUUCCUGCUCAGCAAGUCUGGGUGGCAACAACAACAGCAUUGGCAAUGCUAACAAUAACAACAAUGACAACGACAUCAACAUAAGCGGAAAAGAGAGAUUUCUAAUGCUAUUGCCAAAGCUGUCAAGAGAAACAUGUACAGAGCAAUGUGAAAUUUUCCACAUCCUUGGUAUGUAAGGUAAGCUGUAAAUUUUCCACAUCGGUCAUCAUAUGGGACGCGAUGACUCCCACAAUGUCCGUCUAAGGCGAAGUGGUGGAGGAAACUCUAGAAACAAUAAUGGUGAUCGUGGCAGAAAUAGUGGAAGGACGCCCCAGCAUAGGGAGUGGCAACCCCGCGAUCAACGUGGCCAACCACGAGAUGGCAAUGAUCGCCCAAGAAAUAGUAGGUCCAAAAGGAGAAGAGAAGACCCUGAGGUCAACAGUGACUACCAUCCAAACUACCCUGACGGUCAAGGUGAUGACGAAGCUGAAAGUCGGGCUAACAACCAACCAAAUCCUGAGUUGGGGGGUUAUCAAGCCAGAGGGCCGUAUGCCCCUAACAGGCAACAUCAACCUGAAAAUCCACCCCAAAGGGGUAGGAAUGACCAAGUACCACCCCCGACAGAUGGAAGGGUUGAUAGUCAGAACGCUGGAGGAAUGCCAAGAAUCGGGCCAGUUUUUGAACGGGUAGGCCCCCGAGGGGGUAGAGACUUGCGGGACGCCCUCAACAGAAAUAGAGACAAUCGUGGUUCCAACAUAGUGAACCCACCUGAGCCAGACCAAGGGGACUAAGCGAAUGUUGGUGCCAAUAUUGCUCAACCUCAAACAGCUACAGAUCCGGUGAUCCAGGCUCGGUUGGACGAGUUAACCCGAUUGGUCAAGGACCUUACCGCACCAAAACCCACUGAUUUGGACCUAGAAAGGAGGAGAGGGUCUGCCUUCUCCCAAAUGAUUAAUGACCUCCCUAUUCCAGCAAAGUUCAAGAUGCCCACUUGCAAGUACACGGGUAGUGAAGACCCACUAACUCAUGUGGAGAACUUCAAAAUCCAAAUGGACCUUCAAGGAAUCAGUGAUGACCUUAGGUGUCGAAUUUUCCCUGCAACCCUCACGGACUCGGCGCAACAAUAGUUUACUAAACUACCUCCAGGAAGAAUCACUUCUUGGGAUGAGUUUGAAGGGUUAUUCUACACCCAAUUCUCUUCAGCUCGACAGAUACUAGCGGAGUUGGGUGACUUGGUCGCCAUCAAACAGAAGCCCGAUGAGCCACUAAAAGACUACAUUCAACGCUUUAUGCAGGAGGCAACUAAAGUAAAAAAUCUGAGCGAUUAUGGCAAGUGGGCCGCCAUCAUGGGGGGCGUCCUUGUGGGAAGUCGGCUGUGGAAGGAUACAAGGCGGAAACCAACCCAUACUAUGAGAGACUUUCUUGACAGAGCUGAUGAGUUUAUUAAAUUGGAAGAAGCCGAGCGAAACGCUCAAAAUUUCAACCACACUAAGAAUAAAAAAAACGGAACAAGCUCAAAUAGUCAAAGCUCUCGAGGGGGUAAUGGUAGGAAUGGCUCCAACAAUGGUAAGAGAGGGAAUAACAGUAAUGGCGGUAACGACAAUGAUAACAAGAGACUAAAGAAUACCCCCGAGCCAGCCCGACGAGAUCUAAUCCCAAGGUUCACCACCUAUAGCCUGCUCCUGGACACAAGAGAAAAUAUCUACAAUGCAACUCACUCGGUGGUACCGUACCGCAAACCUUAUCCCAUGAGAAAGGACAUUAGCAAACGCGACAUGAACAAGUUUUGUCGAUUCCACAAUGACUACGGCCAUGACACCGAUGAGUGCAAUAAUCUAAAGGAGGAAAUAGAGUUUCUCAUCAGACAAAACAACCCCAACUUGAAAAGAUAUGUACGAUGGGACAAUGACCGGCCCCCACGACAACAACAACAACAAGCAGUUGGGGAUGACCAACAAUUGUUACCUCCCCACGUUGCGGGUCGUUUGGACAUUAUAUCUGGAGGACCUCACCUUGCCGGGAACUCCGAAAAGUCCCGAAAGAAAUACGCUCGGUCUCUGCGACAUGAACUGGGUGACGAUGUGUUGGCUGUCCAAGAGCGAGCUCCCAAGCAACCUCGUUAUGAACAUGAGUCAAUCACGUUCUCUGAAGAUGACCCCUUGGUAGUAGAGGUACAAAUCGCCAAUAUGAUUGUGGCAAGGACAAUGAUUGAUAAUGAGUCGUCAGCCAAUAUCCUCUUCAAGUCCUCAUUGGAAAGGAUGGGUUUGGGAGCAAAGGAUUUGGAGCCCUGUGAACAUCCUAUGGAUUCACAGGAAGUGGUAUGGUGCCGGCUGGACUUAUUAAGUUACCAUUGACAGUGGGAACAGCCUCCAAGAGUGUCACUAUCAUGGCAUUAUUCGUGGUAUUGGAUAUAAUAUCUCCCUACAAUGCCUUAAUUGGCCGCCCAACCCUGUAUGACCUGAAAGCGGUCACUUCUAUCUUUCACCUCCUUGUCAAGUUUCUUAUCAAAGGUGGAAUUGACUGCUUGAAGGGCAAUCAAAUAGUAGCACGAGAGUGUUACAACCUAUCCAUCGCAACCAGGGAGAAAGCAGCCACAUCCCUCGAAGCUACGGGAAGUAGUUCUCAACAAUGAAGACUCGUCCAAAACGGGGUCGAGGACAUUGAUCCCCGUUUUGGGGAUAAUGAUACAGGGGUUUGUCCGAUUGAAGAAUUAGAAGAAAUGCCAUUAGACCCCAAACAACCAUCCAAAUUAAUCAAGAUCGGGAAAAACCUUCCUGAGGACAUAAGAUCUGCUUUGAUCUAGUUCUUAAGGGAAAACCAAGAUGUCUUUGCUUGGUCACACGAAGACAUGGAGGAAAUAAGCUCCACCGUGAUAAGUCAUGCUUUAAACAUCGACGUCGAAAACUUCAAGCUAGUUCAACAAAAAAGAAGGCUACUCGACAAAGAAAGGGCCAAGGCAUUGAAGGAAGAGGUGGAAAAACUAUGGAACAACAAUUUCAUCAAAGAGGUCUACUACCCAAUUUGGGUAUCGAACCCUGUAGUAGUUCCAAAGCCAAAUGGCACCUGGAGGGUGUGCAUUGACUUUACAGACUUAGACAAGGCAUGCCCAAAAGAUUGUUUUCCCUUACCGAGAAUCGAUCAGUUGGUAGACGCAACAGCCGGCCAUGAAAUUCUGACUUUCAUGGAUGCGUACUCAGGGUAUAAUCAGAUAAGCAUGCACCCACCUGACCAAGAACAUACAAGCUUUCAAACAGACGUCGGCUUGUAUUGCUACAAAGAGAUGCCGUUUGGCUUGAAAAAUGCUGGAGCCAGCUAUCAGAGGUUGGUCAACCGGAUGUUUAAAGAGCAAAUAGGCAGAAACAUGGAGGUCUAUGUCGAUGACAUGCUGGUCAAGUCUAAGAAAGCCCAAGGGCACAUUGAAGACUUAAAAGAAUGCUUUGAGAUCUUAAGACAAUACCGAAUGAAGCUCAAUCCUCUUAAGUGUUCUUUCGGAGUAAGCUCGGUAAAGUUCCUUGGAUUUAUAGUGAACUCUAAGGGCAUCGAGGCUAACCCAGAAAAGAUAAAGGCACUGAUCGACAUGAAGUCCCCAACUAAAGUUAAAGACGUCCAAAGCUUAUUAGGCCGAAUCGUUGCCUUGAGUAGAUUCGUCUCCUAGUCAACCGACAAAUGUGUCGCUUUCUUCAACAUCCUAAAAGGUAACAAAAAAUUCGAAUGGACUGAGGAAUGCGAAAAUGCCUUCCAAGCUUUAAAGCAACAAUUAUCCCAGCCGCUGAUCCUUUCAAAACCCCUCGAUGGUGAAAGGUUAAGCUUAUACCUAGCAGUAACAGAACAUGCGAUUAGCGCAGUCUUGGUGAGGGAGGAAGAUAGAGCACAACACACAGUCUACUAUGUAAGCAAAAGACUGAUUGGGGCAGAGUGUAGAUACCCCCUCAUAGAAAAAUUAACAUACUGCUUACUAUUAGCAUCCAGGAAGCUUCGACCAUACUUUCAAGCUCACCCCAUUGCAGUACUCACUGACCAACCCUUACGCCAGGUGCUACAAAAACCUGAUACAUCGGGACGCCUUCUUAAAUGGGCAAUAGAGUUAGGGCAAUAUGACAUAACGUGUCAGCCAAGAUUGGAUAUUAAAGGGCAGGCCCUGGCUGACUUUGUAGUCGAGUGUACCAAGGCGCAAGAGGGCGACCAACCAACAAUAAUCAGUGACGUCCAAAGGCCUGACCUGAGCGAUUCACCGUAACCACACGUCCAUAACUCCGAGAAAAAUGAAAACCAAGACCAUCCAGGUGAAACCUGUAAGCUACAAGUUAUGGUUCUUCUACCGAUCAGUCAUCAGGAGCGGGGAUCACCGUAACAACACCGGAGGGACAACGAAUUCACACGGCCAUUCGCUUUGGUUUCCUUGCCUCAAACAAUGAAGCAGAGUAUGAAGCAUUAAUUGCCGGUCUGAAACUAGCGAAAGAGGUGAAGGCCAGACACUUAGACAUUUACAGCGACUCCCAGCUGGUUGUAAACCAAGUUUUGGGAGAGUGCAUGGCUAGAGGAGAAAAGAUGAUUGCCUACCUUAACAAAAUACAAGACUUGCUUGCCCAACUGGAAGGGUACACCAUUCAACAAAUACCACGAGAAGAGAACGCUACCGCCGAUGCCUUGGCAAGGUUGGCAACAAGUGAAAAGAUAGAUAAAGCCAGCCUUGUGCUAAUAGAAUACUUACCCGAGCCAAGCAUCCGCACCAAAGAAGAAGUACUCCUACUCGAUACGACUCAAUCGUGGAUGACCCCCAUAGCCGCUUACUUAGAUCAAGGGACACUGCCCACCAACAAAAACGAGGCAAAGAAAAUGAGAAGGAAGGCCACCCGGUACCUAAUCAUUGAUGGUGUCAUGUAUCGGCGAGGGUACUCAAUGCCCCUACUACGAUGUGUACAUCAAGACCAAGCCCAACGACUAAUGGAAGAAGUCCAUGAAGGUUUUUGCGGUAAUCACGCUGGUGGGCAAAGCUUAUCCAAGAAGGUACUAAGGCGAGGAUUCUUCUGGCCAACCAUGAUAGAAGACUCCAUGGAGUAUGUUCGAAGGUGUGAAAAAUGUCAAAAGUUUGCAAAAACACCAAGGGCUCUACCCAACGAGCUAACACAAAUGCAGAGUCCAUGGCCCUUCGCUAUUUGGGGUAUAGACUUGAUCGGUCAGUUGCCUAAGGGCAAAGGAGGAGUGCAAUAUGCGGUAGUAGCAGUCGAUUAUUUCACAAAGUGGACAGAAGCCGAACCACUAGCAACUAUAACAUCCAAGAAGGUGCUUGACUUUGUGGUCAAGAACAUUAUAUGUAGGUUUUGAUUACCCAAUAAAUUGGUAUCUGAAAACGGUACCCAAUUUGACAGUGUCCUGUUCACAAAUUUCUGCAUUAAGCAUGGCAUAGUAAAGAGCUUCUCGGCGGUCUCGCACCCCCAGUCAAACUGGCAGGUAGAGGCGGUGAAUAAGACCUUAAAGGACACCUUGAAGAAAAGACUCGAAGAAGCGAAAGGAAGCUGGCCAGAACAAUUACCUGAUGUUUUGUGGUCAUAUAGGACGACGGAAAGAACAGCUACUGGUGAUACCCCCUUUGCCUUUGCUUAUGGGUAUGAUGCGAUGAUACCGGUCGAGCUAGACCCACCCUCCCACCGGCGAGCGACAUACAACAAAGUCAGUAAUCACCAGCUGAUGAAUAAAUCGUUGGACCUAUUGGAAAGUCGUAGGGAGGCCUCACAAAUACGGUUAGCAGCAUACCAACAAAAAGUAGCCAGAUACUUUAAUUCCAAAGAUAAGAAAAGAAGCUUCAAGGUAGGAGAUUUAGUACUACGCAAAAUCUAGGCCAACACUAAAGACCUAACAGCAGGAGUAUUGGGGCCAAAUUGGGAAGGUCCAUACGAACUUACGGAAGUUGUACCCCCCGUCACGUAUAGGCUAGGCCGGUAUGACUCUAACAUGAACCUUAUACCAGUACCCCGAUAUUGGAACGGCCAACACCUCCGCAAGUAUUAUCAAUAACAGUUGCUUUUUAGCGAUAAUUCAUGCUAAGGGUAUGCCCGUAAGCAACUUAGAAUCUUUAUUAGUGUUUAGUCUUUUCUUUUAGAUUUGCUUUAGUUUUAAUUACAUACUACUACGUAGUGAUGUAAUAAGGCAUUGUCGCCAAUUUCAUUUAUCAAUAAAAUUGCAAGUUAUUUUCAUAUAAUGACGCAGCUUGUAUGAUUGUUAUUGAAUCAAAUUGCAAGCCUCACAAUGGUCAUAGAUAUAUGGGUAAUAGUGAGCAACCAAAACUUAAAGGUAACACCCCGGUCGUAAGAUAAAUGACCAAGAGGUAAACCUGCAUAGUCACUUGGGGGGCAACCACACCCAUAUAUGGACUAGUAAGCAAAAAUGCACCCUCGCUUAAGUAGAUAUUAAAAUUUUUAAAGUGUCGGUGCAAUACUCAAUGUUUUGAGCAACUUGUGUGUGGUGAAUGGUUGACUAUAGAUAAAUACCCACGCUAUGUGGCUCACGCCAAAAUAAAGUCAACAUUUAAAGCCAAAACCAUAUAUAAAGAUAAAGGCCCUAUGGCCAAGUAAAAAGAUUAUAGACAUAAAUGUCCUAAAAGUAAAGUUAUGGGAUUAAAGACUGCCCGGACAGUCAUGAAUCUCUAGUGGGCAUAAAAUCUGUAAAAGUAGAAUUACAUCAAUAGGAACCAUCAAGUAAGUCAUUAAGGGGACUGUCAUCUGUUGCCUCAACCCCAAAGUUGAGGUUUGAAUCGGCCUGAAUGCAAGCUGCCUGAGCCUUCUCCCUGGCUUCUGCUUCUUCACGAUUGCGACAAUAAGAUAGCAUACUUUCCAUGUUCUUACCCAGAUAACUAAAGUCAGCUUUCUAGUAUUUUAGCCAAAAUUUGAAGAAAACAUCGGUGGAGAGGUCUCCGAUCUGUUUCACCUCCGCAGCUAGCUUCUCACACUCCUUGACAUUAAUUUUGUUUUCCUCGACAACCUUGGCAUGAGCCUCCUUCUCGCUUUCAAGCUCACCCCUGAAACGCUCCUUCUCAGCAGUAACCCUUUCAACAGAAGUUUCUAGAUUACGAAUCUUCUAGGAGUAUUCUUUGCGGAGGGCAUCAAGCUCAAGUUGGAGUGAGGCUGCUCCUUGCUUGUUGUGCUCCUCUUGUAGGGCGAGAACCCUAGAUUGACCAUAAGAAGUAAUGGUUGCAGCCUGUUACACAUUAUUACAUAUAUGUUAGAUAAUGGUUAAAGGAAAUCAUUUUUACAAGUAGGAGAAACUUACCCUAAUCAUCUCGCGGCACCCAAGCGCAACGAUCUGGGCAGGGGGCAAACAAUCAAGCUUAGACAUGGUCUUGUCCAUGAUGUCCAUAAGGCCCUCGGUGUGGCUACGUGCCACCUUCAAACCCGUAGAUAAAGCCUAACAACGACCCUAUAAGGGCAGUGCAGCAAGUGACUCGGCCCCCGUGGACAUCGAACCAAUGAGGAUUGUAUCAUUAGCAGACCCAGAUGCGGAGUCAGGAGGAGGUGGCCGAGAUGAGGCAGGCGAUCCAAUAGUAAGGGUGUGAAUAUCAAUGGCCAGGCGAGGGUUAGUUUUCCUAACCUUACCAGGAGGAGCCAUGGGAGAGGCGUUAGAAGGCGAACCCUCUUUCUCCUGGUAUGUCGUUUGUUGCAACAGGCUGGCCAUAUCUGCAAAACACACAAAAAUGAUCUGUAACGUAUAAUAACAUGCAAACUAAUGAAGAAAUGCAAUAAGAAAGACAAAUAGCGAUCAUCACCAAGAGAGUCGCACUCCCUGAUUGGUCUAUUUUUAGAAGACUCGGGCAUAGUGCUUUUCGCUAUGGCUGUCUGUGCCAGCGUCGGAGGUCCCAAGGGUCUCGGGAUUUCCCGCACUCCGCUAAAUGGGGUAACAACAAAGUUGAACCCAAAAUCAUCUAACGCCCGAGGGGAUGUUAGAAUGUUUAGAUCCUUCUUAUAGUCAAGCAGUUGGGCUAAUGCAAGAGCUCUCUCGUACAUGGCAAUGGUGGGGGAAGGCUUCUCGAAUUGGUCCACCAUUUGGAAUUUGGUGUGUUUAGUCCCAAUGUCCUUCACCAAAAAAUAGAGUUUUGAAAUCAUGUUCCUUCGACGACUUCUCCAUACCAUGAAGGAAUUUAACAUUCCUGUGUGCAUGCUGAAAUUCGUAAUAUCCCGACCGAUGCUCGCUGUUGUUCGGUCUCAGAUCGAAGAGAUAGUGUACCUCAUGGCCUGUUAGCCACUUCCAUCUCAUCAAGUUAUAUAAAACAAAUAUGCCAGUCAGGACUCACAUGGCCAAGGGAGAGAACUGCCUCGGACUAAUGCCAAAAUAAUCAGCCACGUCUUUGAAAAAAUUAUGAAGGGGGAGUGCCCCCCAUAAGUGAUGUGGCGACGGGACGAUGCACACAGCCCCUCCUCAAGAUCAUGCGCCAAUUGAUUCGGGGAGGGGAGUACUAACUGGCAAUCCUUGCCAUUCACAAUCAACUCCUCCACAUAUUGGAGUUGGGUCUCGCUGAGACUGCUAGAAGGGGCCACGAAGGGGGUCUGCUUGGUUUUGCAGCGAGAAGUGCGAACCUCUUUAAUCACUUUCGGGACGAAAUCACUGAUUUUGGGAGUGGCUGGUUGGGAGCCGUUUGUUGGUUCUUUCUCUUUGACAGCUUUGUAAAGGGUAUUCUUAGCCUCCUUUUCCACCCUCUUCUCAAACUCUUUGACUAUCUCUUCCAUGGCUCCAUCGUCAGAAUCAGGCUCAACAUCGUCAGAUACCCUCCGUUUAGUAAUGACCUCCGCCAUAUGAGGACUGUCAGAAAAGCUAACCCGACUCUUCUUUUUAGUGCGAGUCAUAGCGUUCAACAUGGUAGGUAGUUUUGCGGUGGUUAUAGCAGUUUCGGCCAAGUGGAACCCCCCUGACGAGACCGAUGGGCACCCCUACUGAAAUAUUGAUCUCACCAAAAGGAAGAGUGUAUGUCCACUCUCGGGGUAGAUAAAAUCGUAUCCCUUUUUCAAGCUCCCAAAUGUGCCUGUUGUAUGCUUCACCACCUAUUCUCUCUCGGUAGAGGUGGUCGGGCGUCUCUGACACACUACUAAGCCCCUCGUCUCCAGACGAGUUGUGUGGGGGCGACGCUGGACAAUCUUCAAACAAUAGCUGAAGAAGGUCCUCGUCUACUCGGUGUUCACCUCCCCAAUAAUCGCUAUAACGCAUCUGCAAAAAGGAAAAAGCGAGGAGGUGAAUACACCGAGUAUUGCUAGUAAGCUAUCCAUAGUGGACUCACCUACUAGUACAAAAAUAAAAGGAGAAGAGAAGAUAUGCACAACAAAAAUUUACAGUGAGAUAAUCAUCUAAGCAACUAAAUGAAGGGAGCAACAAUGACCAUUACAACGCUUAAUAUUCUUACUAAGUGUAAAAAGUAAAAACAACAAUUUACUCCAAAUUGCAAAAUUACACCACGGGCGUCCCAAGGCAUCACCCCCUAUGGAUAGUCUCGGGGUGUACCACCCCGACCUCCCAUGGUAUGGUCUCGAGGUGUGUCACCCCAACUUCCGCUUGGAGUUGAUGCCCCGAAAAAAAAUGGUCUCGGGGUAUAUCACCCCAACCCCCGCUUGUAGUAGGGUAUCAUCCCGGCCUUCAAUGGGUAAUUAGGGGGUAACACCCCAGCUUCAGGGUAUAAGGGUGUCUCGGAGUACUCCCCCCCCGACUCACAAAGGGGUGAUUCAAGAUAUAUGUGCGCUUUAGAAAAAGAUGAAAAAUGAGAAAGGGGUUUACUAGGGUGUACCCCGAUCCUCUAGCCGCGGGGUGAACUAUAACCCCCAUAUAUUUGAAGUAAACACAUAUGUCCAUGACUACUAGAAAAAAAACAUGGUACUCAAAUAUGUACAAGAAAGAUACUCCAAAAAUUACAUUCAACUUGGCUAUGUGAUGACUCGCAUAAUUGUUUAAGUCAUCACACACAUAACCAUAUAGAAUCCAAUGUGGAACCUACGGGUAAGGCUUGAUGUAGUACCUUCCCCAGUUGUGAGAUCUAUCUAGGAGUGGUAGCAAUAUUCCAUCAUUUAUCCAAGUUAAGAAACCAUAAUUAGCUAUGGAUAAUUUUAUCUAAAAAUAACGCUUGACUUUUAAAUCAAGCAAGAAGGAUCGGCAAUGGCACCUAGUCUCGGGGUGUCACCCUGACAUCCAAGGAAGCCAAAUCAAGUGGCCGCCCCUACCUCCAAGAAGGUUGGCUCUGGGUACCACCCCGACCCCCCAAAGGGGUAUCCCAAUUUCAAUUUCCCUUCAUUUUCCCAACUUUGAUUUUCUUAGCCGCAUCCCAAGAUACCCCUUUAGGGAGUCGGGGUGGUACCCCGAGCCAACAUUCUUGGAGGUAGGGGCGGCAACUUGAUUUGGCUUCCUUGGAUGUGGGGGUAACACCCGAGACCAAGUGCCAUUGCCGAUCAUACUUGCUUGAUUUAAAAGUCAAACGUUAUUUUUAGAUAAAAUUAUCCAUAGGUAAUUAUGGUUUCUUAGCUUGGAUAAAUGAUGGAAUA
Cannabis sativa is the source of this 11938-nucleotide messenger RNA. RefSeq names its product transcription factor GTE6-like. NCBI's taxonomy places the organism in Eukaryota, Viridiplantae, Streptophyta, Magnoliopsida, Rosales, Cannabaceae. The transcript has 11 exons. The record is from RefSeq and is a predicted model, not a curated record. Gene Ontology annotation, molecular function: protein binding. Bases 440 to 1624 code for a protein of 394 amino acids.